UAAAAGGAUCAAAGGGUCUUAUUAGGAAUUAAGAAUUGUCAUAAACCAUAUGCACAAGACUUUUAUGCUCAGUAACUUAUCACGCAAGUCACUAGAUAUUUCGAUUCGUGCAUCGUUUCUCUAUUUAUUCACUCGUCUUGUUGAAAAUAUUUUUGCACACUACCCGCAAAAAGAAUGUCACACGAGUCGAAAUAAUUUGUGAAAUAAAAUAAGAAAAAGACACACGUAAGAAUGAUAGAACACUAUGUUUUUUGUUUCACAUGAAGCCUACACCUAGUUUAAAUAAAUACAUAAUAAUGCCCGGGUAUUCUGAUAACAGAAUAGAUGCACAGAAGUUGGCCGACUAUUUAACAUGUGGUCAGUGUGCUCAAGAGUUUCCCCUCAAAAAUAUCACCAACUUCAUCCAACAUAAAACUGAUAAUUGUGAAAAAAAUUCUAAUCAACCAUCAUCAAAUGAUAGUCAAUUUUCUAAAAAUGCUAACAUUUCAAAUGAAGAUGAAUCUUCCAGUUUGUCUUGCUCAUCAUGUUACCAAGGUUUCGUAACAGCUCGUGGUUUACUACAUCAUGUGCAAUUCAGCCAUAACUUGAACAUCUUUAUAUCAAGAGAUGAGGUCACUGACACUGGCCUACAUGAUAGCAACAAUGAUAAUAUUAUGAUUGAAAAAGAAAGCUUAAAUGAAGAUGCUGAGGAAGAUGACAAUAUGUGUACUAAUGAUUCAUCCCAAGGUGAAGUUUGUGAGCCCAGUUGCUGUGAGAGACGACUGGCUUCCAUGACAGACAGAAACCGUUCAUGUCAAGCUAACAGAUACCGAGCCGGUUCUUCUCAACAGAUGACCAGAUGCUCAAAAAUGUCUUCAAGUGGAGGAACAACUAUUUGUUGCAAUAGUCAAGAAUGCUGUGUUACAAUCAUUCCAGGGACUCAUGAAGAACCGAGGAAGUGCUGCAAUUCCAUUGUUCCCAAGAAACGUAAACUUCACAUGGUAAAACAUAUGGAUCAAGGUGAGGAUUCUAAUAAAUCCAAUCCAGAUGAAGACGAAACAUCAUAUGAUAAUAAAUCUUCUAUGAUUUAUAUUGAUGUUGGUUCUAGAGAAGGUCAGUUUCACAGUACUUCAUCAAGGGAGAGAACUCAGACUUACAGCUCUGACUCUUCACCAUCUGGAACCAAAGUACAGAUUUCUGAAGAUGAUAAUGAGGACAGUAAUCCUUCAGAUGAUGACAACUCGACUGAUGGCAGACGAUCUGUAAUUAUUGAAACUGGUAAAAGUUUUUCCAUCCCCAUAACAGUGACAUCUGGUCAAAUAGUAGAGACCAGUUCUCUAAAUUCUCAUACUAUUCGUGUUUAUAAACCCUUAAAUCUCUCUCGUAACACUGGUAACUGUGGUAGCAGUGAUGUUUCUAACCUUCAACACAAUUCCACAGCAAACCUAGAACCUUCAACAUCUCAACAAUCUCCAGGAAUUCCUGUCUCUUCAACUGUUGUACCUGUUGGUGAUUCAGAAAGUCUGUGGAUGUCUGCUACAGGCGAUAUAGGUCAAGAUGAGGAAGAUGAUGGAGAGAAAGAUAGCGCUAAGAAAAGACGAUAUCCCACCAGUCGACCGUAUAAAUGUGAAAAAUGUAAUGAUGCUUUUAAUCAAAGAAUUCAUCUUAAGAAACAUAUGAGCAAGCAUACAGGAGUAAAACCUUUUAAAUGUGAACAGUGUGAUUAUUCUACAGUAGAAAGAAGCCAUCUUAAAGUUCACAUCAGAAUUCAUACAGGAGAAAAACCAUUUAAAUGUACUCAUUGUGAAUACGCAACGGCUCAAAACAGUACAUUAAAGAUUCACUUAAAACGACGACAUGGGGGUAAAAUGUUUCAGUGUGAAGCCUGUUCUAAGAUGUUUACUCAGGAAUCUAUGUUAAAUAACCACCAAGUAGAACAUCAAAGAGAUCAGAAUUUAUCUCAAUUACCUUUGCCAAGUUCUGAUUUGGACUUGCUGGACAUUUCCUCCAACUCAGUUCCUGUGAGUAGUAAUUCUGCAAGUACCAUUCCUGCCAUCAGUAAUAUAUUAAUACCACCAAUAGUUAAUCAAGAAUUGCCAACUUUACCCAUUAACCAAAUUCUUUCUCUUCAACAAUCAUUUACAUCAGUCAACACUAAUCAGACAUUAACUAACACAAACCAAACACUAGCAAAUGCCAUAUCUUUUCCAAGUUUAAAUUUAACUAAGAGUUCUUAAUCCUCCAGCAUUUUACCUGCUAACAUUUUUUAUUUAUUAAAAUUUUUGUAUCGUAAUUAUAUUUAUGACGAGUGCUGAUUAUUUAACACUAAUAAUUAAUGCAUAUGUUCUGUAUUUUAAUCAGAUUUAGAAUGUUUAAGACAUAUCUUAAAUCUAGAUUUGGUACUAUUAGUAAUUCCAUUCAAAUGGAUACAUGUAUUAUUGUUUUAUAUUCCUGUACUUGUACUGGAAUAGUGUAACGUAAUUUAUUAAGCAAACUAAUAAAUUUAUGUGUUUUGAUAAUCUAGCAAUAAUUGUUACAUACCGGUAUUCAAUUAAUGAAAUACUAGUAAGGUUUUUAUUUGAAGAUUUACAUUCCUAUUUCACCUGUUUGUUUUUACAUUAACAUUAAACUAAGCCAACCCAGACAACAUAUUAGUAACUUGAUAAGCUAGUCUUUAUUCAUAUAUCUGCAAGUAUAUCAAGUCACCAAUACAAAUGGAGAGGAUACUUGUCAAAGUUAUUUAACACCAUUCUGUAUUUGCAUCUGGAAUAUUCAUACAGAAGAAUCCUCAAUUUCCAUAUUUCUUUAUGUUUUUGUAUUUGUUUAGCAUGCUUAAACCCACUUACAUGAAUGGUUACCCUGCGAAAUCUGGGACUUCUGCUUUAACAUUGUUUUACAAUAUAUUAACCAUCACAUAUCUGUGAUUGCUAGCACAGUUUUUUAUGCAUCCACAUUUAAUGUGGACAUACAUUAUUUUAAGUCUGUUGUCAGUCAAUCCAUCUUUCUUGUGAACACUCUAUAGGUCAGAACUCUUUGAAUUUGAAGAUAUAUUCAUGUAAUCAUAAGUUACAAGUAAGAACAUCAAAAUUGUCCAAUAGUCAAUUUAAAAGUUAU
Patella vulgata (common limpet) is the source of this 3093-nucleotide messenger RNA. RefSeq names its product zinc finger protein 236. Gene Ontology annotation, molecular function: DNA-binding transcription factor activity; RNA polymerase II cis-regulatory region sequence-specific DNA binding. Lineage: Eukaryota; Metazoa; Mollusca; Gastropoda; Patellidae. The record is from RefSeq and is a predicted model, not a curated record. Gene Ontology annotation, cellular component: nucleus. Bases 261 to 2216 code for a protein of 651 amino acids. Gene Ontology annotation, biological process: negative regulation of dendrite development; regulation of transcription by RNA polymerase II. The transcript is spliced from 6 exons.